AUGCCCGCGCCAUUAUUUUUGUCAGGACCAUGUGAAAUUUGUGGACAGCAGACGACUGGACGACAUUUUGGAGUGAUGAGUUGUCGGGCGUGUGCAGCGUUUUUCAGACGAGCGGCUGGCUGGGAUCGGCAAAGGACAGAAUGCCCAAAAGGAAAUUGUCCGAUUUUUGCGGAUGGGAAAUUUCAAUGUAAAAAGUGUCGACUCCAACGAUGUCUUGAUGUUGGUAUGGAUGCUAGUAAAUUUCAAAGCAACCGUGAUUUGAUCUCAUGCUCAAACAAGUUCAUAAAACGGGUGGCUCUUUUUAUUGGACCCUCACAAAGCCUAUCCACGUUUCUAGGAAGACCAAUGUUCAUUUUGUGUUGUGAGCCGGAUAGAGCAUCUCACAUUAAGACGUUUAUAGAUGUACAACAUUUGGUGGAUAUCGCUAAUAAGAUGUUUCAUCAGGAGCCCACAAUGAACGGCAGACCUUAUCAAUAUCAUAAUAGUCUAGAAAAGCUAUCGGUAACUCUAGAUGAUAUGAGGUUAAAGCAGCCAGACAAGAGAAUCACACAAAUGACGAAAAUUGGAAAAGAUGAGUCGAUUUUCGUCUGGGAGCAAGCCUUUUUAAGAGCGGUAGAGUGGUUCGCAAACUUUCCAGAGUUCAACGAGUUGGAGGAUUUCAUAAAGCUAGAAAUCAUGAAAGCCUCUUGGAUUUGCUGGACACGUCUUGAGAAACUGACAGAGACGGCAGAGUAUCAACGACGUCGAAUAUUCUCGAAUACUGUUUAUAUGCUGGGAAAUGAUACGUGUUUGGAUUUUGAGAAUUAUGAGAUUGAUCUGACAUGGUGCACAAAUUAUACACUGGAGCAGUUGGAAUUUUACAUGUCCCCAGCAGUCGAACAAAACUGUCAAGGUUGUGUUCAGAAUCUUGUGAACCUUGCUCCAACCAGCAUUGAAGUCAACUACAUGCUCCUCCAAGUCUCCUUAUACCAUGCUGGCAAAAAGUGUCAAGGAAAAGUUCUGGAAGCGUGUGAGAAGCUAAUGCAAACCCAAGCGGAUCACCUCCACGACUAUUAUGUGAACAAGAUGAAGCAACCAAACUACUCGGCGAGAUUGGCGAAGAUGAUGAAAAUUAAUAAGGGAUUGAAGCGGAUAUGA
This is a messenger RNA of Caenorhabditis briggsae, 1137 nucleotides long. It is a transcript of the gene Cbr-nhr-134, whose product is annotated as Protein CBR-NHR-134. The record is from RefSeq and is a predicted model, not a curated record. Gene Ontology annotation, biological process: regulation of DNA-templated transcription. Bases 1 to 1137 code for a protein of 378 amino acids. The transcript has 6 exons. Gene Ontology annotation, molecular function: sequence-specific DNA binding; zinc ion binding; DNA-binding transcription factor activity. NCBI's taxonomy places the organism in Eukaryota, Metazoa, Nematoda, Chromadorea, Rhabditida, Rhabditidae.